CACGAAGAACAGCAUUUUGGGUAACUUUGAAUCAUGGCGGACGAAGCUGAGCAGCCACAGGCCACCAACACUGUGGAAGAGCCUCUGGAUCUCAUCCGUUUGAGUUUGGAUGAGAGAAUCUAUGUGAAGAUGAGGAAUGACAGAGAGCUGCGCGGCAGACUGCAUGCCUAUGAUCAGCACUUAAACAUGAUCCUCGGAGAUGUUGAAGAGACAGUGACGACAGUAGAAAUUGAUGAGGAGACGUAUGAGGAGAUUUACAAGUCAACGAAGCGCAACAUUCCCAUGCUGUUUGUUCGAGGGGAUGGAGUCGUGUUAGUUGCCCCACCGUUGAGGGUUGGAUAAAUUCCUUUGACUGUGCAAUCUUAUCUAAAAUAUUUGCAUUGGACUCUUCUUCAAAUGGAUGGACUUUUAAGUGGAUGACAUUUUUGUUUUGAACUACAGAGUUCAUGGAGUAAAUCUGUUCAUUUUGAAAUUAAACCUUUUAUUUUACGUAUUGGAAACUCUGGAGGCAUGAUCCGUUCAGUUGUCACUGUGUUUUUUGGUUAUUAAAUUACUUGCUUUGAUUUUUUUCCAAAUACUGAUAUUUUCACAAAUGUAAUAAAGAAAAUGUUUUGAUCUGUAGUGCAAAAAAAAAAAAAAAAAGGUUUUCUUCCAAAUAUCUGUUGUGAUGGUUAG
Molecule: messenger RNA, 675 nt
Organism: Myxocyprinus asiaticus (Chinese sucker)
Lineage: Eukaryota; Metazoa; Chordata; Actinopteri; Cypriniformes; Catostomidae
Product: U6 snRNA-associated Sm-like protein LSm3
Exons: 4
Coding region: 34-342 (102 amino acids)
Biological process (GO): P-body assembly; mRNA splicing, via spliceosome
Cellular component (GO): Lsm1-7-Pat1 complex; U6 snRNP; catalytic step 2 spliceosome
Molecular function (GO): RNA binding
Source: RefSeq, a predicted model, not a curated record